Molecule: messenger RNA, 735 nt
Organism: Ilex paraguariensis (yerba mate)
Lineage: Eukaryota; Viridiplantae; Streptophyta; Magnoliopsida; Aquifoliales; Aquifoliaceae
Source: the annotation of a GenBank genome assembly
AUGGAAGAUCAGCCAUCAGGUUUUAGAUUCUACCCAACAGAAGAAGAGCUGGUUUCAUUCUAUCUGCAUAACAAGCUUGAAGGAAGGAGACAAGACCUCGACCGGGUUAUACCAGUUGUUGAUAUCUAUGAGUACAAUCCAUGGGACCUCCCACAAUUUGCAGGAGAGUUAUGUCAAGGAGACACUGAGCAGUGGUUUUUCUUCAUUCCGCUGCAACAGAGAGAAGCCAAUGGAGGAAGACCUAACCGGCUCACAAGUACAGGAUAUUGGAAAGCCUGUGGUUCUCCGGGCUACGUAUACUCGAAUAAUCGUAUAAUUGGAGUGAAGAGAACCAUGGUUUUCUACAGAGGAAGAGUUCCAGGCGGAAGAAAGACUGAGUGGAAGAUGAAUGAGUAUAGAGCCAUUGAAAGAGAAGCUUAUUCAUCUAGUAAUGCAACUCCAAAGUUAAGGCGGGAAAUUAGUUUGUGCCGAGUCUACUUGAAAUCAACAACCUUACGAGCAUUCGACAGAAGACCGUCAGGAGUGAUGAUUGGUGAAGAAACAGUUCACCAACCUCGGCAUGGUACUGAGGCAACACCUCAUCAAAACCAGCCAUUGACAGAGAUCAGAAUAAGCCCACCAGCUGAUAACGUGUCCUCAGGAGGCCACGACAUUGCCAGUAAUCCUUCUCAAGUCAUUGAAAAUGGUGGCUGGGAUUGGGAUGUGCCUGUUGAUAACUAUCUUUCGUGGGACUGA